Molecule: messenger RNA, 1067 nt
Organism: Glycine soja
Lineage: Eukaryota; Viridiplantae; Streptophyta; Magnoliopsida; Fabales; Fabaceae
Product: 50S ribosomal protein L3, chloroplastic-like
Exons: 2
Coding region: 34-828 (264 amino acids)
Biological process (GO): translation
Cellular component (GO): chloroplast envelope; ribosome
Molecular function (GO): structural constituent of ribosome
Source: RefSeq, a predicted model, not a curated record
UAGUUGAGUUGUGUGUAUGUGAGAUAAGCUGCCAUGUCGAUCUUGUCCGUUCCGUCACCAACACAGCGUUGUUCCAUUUCGAUUUCUCGGCUGCCAUUGCCAUUGCCAUUGCCGUUUCAAUUGCAAGUGAGAAGAAGAGCAAAAGGGGGAAAAGUGGUAAUGAGCAUGGAGGCAGGUAUUGGAGUGAUGGGCACCAAGUUGGGUAUGAUGAGCUAUUUCGAAUCCGACGGAGAGGUUGUUCCUGUCACUGUCGUGGGUUUCAAAGAAGGCAACAUCGUCACCCAGAUCAAAACUGAGGCCACCGAUGGAUACGACGCCGUCCAGGUUGGUUACCGAAGGGUCAGAGACCGCAAAUUGACCAAACCCGAAAUGGGUCAUCUCCAUAAGGUCGGCGCCAUUCCCAUGCGCCAUCUUCAGGAGUUCCGUCUUCAAGCCAUCGAUGGCUUCGACCUUAAUCAGCGCCUUCUUUUUGAUGAAACUUUCAAGGAGGGUGAUCUUGUUGAUGUCUCUGGCACCACCAUUGGCAAGGGUUUCCAAGGUGGAAUCAAGCGUCAUAACUUCAAAAGGGGUCCAAUGACACAUGGUUCCAAGAGUCACCGACAACUAGGAUCAAUUGGUGCUGGAACCACGCCUGGUCGUGUUUACAAGGGGAAGAAGAUGCCUGGUAGGAUGGGAGGAACCAAGAGGAAGAUCAGAAAGCUUAAGAUUGUCAAAAUUGAUAAAGAUCUUAAUGUCCUCAUGAUCAAAGGUGCUCUCCCUGGUAAGCCAGGCAAUCUUCUAAGGAUAACUCCUGCCAAGAUUGUCGGCAAGAACAUUCCAAAGAAUUAGCACAUCUUUUCUGUAUUGUAUUUGUUGUGCCUUCCUAUUAGCCUUUUAGUUGCAAGUUUAUGUAUUGCUUCUUUCAACCCAUUUUACAUUGAUUGAGUUAUACACAGCACAUUAUUACUAUGAGUUCAGUAUCAUCUUACUCGAUACAACUGAUGUAAUUUGUCAUGUCAGACGCCGCGGUUAUAUUUAGAGCUAGAGCUAGGGAAAUCAAAACCAAAACUUCCAAUUAAUUAGCAAAA